Yamadazyma jaroonii is the source of this 381-nucleotide messenger RNA. Lineage: Eukaryota; Fungi; Ascomycota; Pichiomycetes; Serinales; Debaryomycetaceae. The record is from the annotation of a GenBank genome assembly.
AUGUCCUGGCAAGCAUAUACUGAUAACUUAAUCUCCACUGGUAAAAUUGACCAAGCUGCUUUGUAUUCAAGAGCUGGAGAUUCUUUAUGGGCUCAAUCCAAUGGAUUUCAAUUAGAUGCACAAGAAAUCACCGAACUCGCUAGAGGUUUUGAUGAUCCUUCACAAUUACAAGCAUCAGGUUUACAUUUAAAAGGUGUUAAAUAUUUCUUAUUGAAAGCUGAUGAAAGAUCAAUUUACGGUAAACAAGAACAAACCGGAGUUGUUUGUGUUAGAACCAAACAAGCUAUCUUAGUAGCUCAUUACCCUGCUGGAGUUGUUGCUGGUGAUGCUACUAUGGUUGUUGAAAAAUUGGCCACCUACUUAAUUGGUGUUGGUUAUUAG